AUGGCCCGCCGAAGCAGCUCCGUUCUGGUGGCCGCCGUCCUGAUGGCGGCGGUGGCCUGCUGGGGAUUCUCCUGCUUUGUGGCGCCCAAGAGCCAGCCCGUGGUGGAGCAGCCGCAGUUGCGCGGACAGGCGCCCGUGGAAGCAGCUCUUCUGGGAGCUGCUGUCGCUGCCGUGCCCCAGGUUGCUCUGGCAGGCAACUCAGGCUACGCUCUGCUCCAGCUUGGAUGGGCCGUCUUCAUCAUUAGCUUGGGACCUGCGGUGCUGUUCUGGAUCUACUUCAACAA
Messenger RNA from Symbiodinium sp. CCMP2456, 284 nucleotides. The record is from the annotation of a GenBank genome assembly. NCBI's taxonomy places the organism in Eukaryota, Dinophyceae, Suessiales, Symbiodiniaceae.